GUUUUAGUAGCUUGCUUGAAACAACCCUGUUGUUAACAGGAAAACUGUUGACCUACUCGUUGUGUAGCCCACAUAACCCCUCCUUGGUAACACUUCCAAUAAAGCGGAGUUUUGGGCGACAACGAGUGAAACAAAGCUGUGGUUAGAUCAGUUUCGAAUUGGUCUUAGCAACGACAGGAUCUCCUUAGACUGUAGACUAAGUUAUUUUGUAACACCCAUUCCUUGCGUUCAAACUGGGGAGUGUACCGAGCUGCAGUGCUGUCUCCGAGCAAGAAGAGUCCGCCCUUUUUUCUCCACCUGAGGCAAAGAAUCACUUGAGGAGUCCGAGACAGGAAUCCCUAGGAGGAAUCCUCUCAUUCUCAUCGGAGUCCGUACCAUCACCAAGCGAUUCAACUGCCGAUACAAUGGACCCCUUAGCGGUGCAUGAUGAUUGCAACCAAAAGGGAUUGGAGCUCCUUAUCAAGAGCUUGAAGAAGAUCCAAGUGGAAUACCAAUCAGGGCAAGGAUGCACGCAUAUCUUCACCAUCUUUGGCGCCUCUGGCGAUUUGGCCAAGAAGAAGAUUUACCCGACCAUGUGGGCUUUGUACAGGGAUUCGUUGAUUCCCGAGAACACGCAAGUGUUUGGCUAUGCCCGUUCCGAUCUCAAAGUCGAGGACAUUCGCAAGAAGUGCGAGCCCUACAUUAAGUUGAAAUCCGGGGAGGAAGAAACCUUUGAGAAGUUCUGGGCGGCCAACCAAUACGUUCGUGGCACCUAUGACAAGCGCACCGACUUUGAGCAUUUGAACCACGCUUUGACUCGGGCCGAGGACAAUAAACGUGAAAACAACCGCAUUUUCUAUCUGGCCUUGCCCUCGUCCGUGUUCAUGGAGUCCACCAAGCACAUCCGAGAGACUUGCAUGGCCGAGAGGGGUUGGACUCGAGUGAUCAUUGAGAAACCUUUUGGCUACGACGCCGAUUCAUCCGAGAAACUCAGCAAACAUCUCAGUGGACUCUUUACUGAAGAGCAGUUGUACCGCAUCGAUCAUUACCUUGGGAAGGAGAUGGUCCAGAACCUCAUGACACUUCGCUUUGCCAACAACCUUUACACGAGAAGUUGGGACCGGGACUCGAUAGCCUCGGUGACCAUCACCUUCAAGGAACCUUUUGGAACUCAAGGGCGUGGAGGAUACUUCGACCAGUCUGGUAUUAUUCGGGACAUCUUGCAAAAUCACCUCCUCCAAAUCUUGUGCCUGGCCGCGAUGGAGAAACCUGCUAGCACCAGUCCGGAUGAUAUUCGCGAUGAGAAGGUCAAGGUUUUGAAGACCAUUCCCGCCAUCACCAUUGAAGACUGCGUUCUCGGACAAUAUGUCGGCGACCCAAAUGGAAAAGACGAGGAUUCCAAAUUGGGGUACAAGGACGACGACACCGUUCCCAAAGACUCCGUCACACCCACUUAUGCUGCGUUAGUACUGCGCAUUAACAACGAGCGAUGGGAAGGCGUGCCAUUCAUUAUGCGGGCGGGUAAGGCCCUCAAUGAGAGGAAAGCCGAGCUGCGCAUUCAAUACCGGGACGUACCUGGCAAUAUCUUCUCGAAAACACCGUCUCGAAACGAACUGGUUCUUCGAGUUCAGCCGAAUGAAGCCAUCUAUUGUAAGAUGAUGAACAAGAGCCCCGGUAUGAGCUUCACUAUGGAGGAGUCCGAACUCGACCUGACCUACAGGAAUCGCUACGCCGAUGCCAAACUGCCCGAGGCCUAUGAGCGCCUCAUCUUGGACGUGUUUGUCGGUUCUCAAAUGCAUUUUGUGCGCACGGACGAGCUUCGAGAGGCUUGGAGAAUCUUCACGCCGAUUUUGCACAAGAUUGAAGGUGAAAAGGUCCAGCCGAUUCCUUACAAAUAUGGAACCCGAGGACCAAAGGAAGCGGACGAGUUGGCGGCGAAGAACAACUUUGUGUAUACCGGUACCUACUCAUGGAACAGCGACCUCUAGAGGUGAAACGGACAAGUCGUCCCCAUAUUAAGUGACUGAAGAGAAGGCAGGGAAUCACUUGAAAAAGGGUUGUUAAAGUGUAUAUAAAGUGUAAUCUUACAUUAACAUUUGUUAUGAAAUUAUCAUUGGUCCAUCAUAUCUGUAUUUUGUCAUAUUAUCGAGAAAGUAAAACCAUUUCAGUCCAGACCAAAA
Molecule: messenger RNA, 2159 nt
Organism: Tigriopus californicus
Lineage: Eukaryota; Metazoa; Arthropoda; Copepoda; Harpacticoida; Harpacticidae
Gene: Zw
Product: glucose-6-phosphate 1-dehydrogenase-like
Exons: 3
Coding region: 405-1967 (520 amino acids)
Biological process (GO): glucose metabolic process; pentose-phosphate shunt, oxidative branch
Cellular component (GO): cytosol
Molecular function (GO): glucose-6-phosphate dehydrogenase activity; NADP binding
Source: RefSeq, a predicted model, not a curated record